UCUCCUUGACUAGAAGCGUUACUUUAAUCAGCGUUUUUAAUUCCGGGUCUACGUGGCGCCUUGCUCAACCAAGUCCGCAAAGUACAACAGACACAGUGAGACCCCAAUAAGAAGCUCGAAACUGAAAGAAACUGUGCGAAACAAGGGUUAAAAGAGGCUGAGAGGGUGCUGAAGAAGAUGGACGUGAUAAAGACACAGCAAAUAUCAACGAGACCAAUUGAGAAAGUGAUCGUACAUCCACUGGUGUUACUGAGUAUAGUGGACAACUAUAACCGUGUUGCCAAGGACACCCGCAAGCGUGUCGUCGGCGUCCUCCUCGGUAGUUCCUUCAAAGGCACCGUCGAUAUCUCAAACAGCUAUGCAGUGCCUUUUGAGGAAGAUGACAAGGACCCUAGCAUAUGGUUUCUUGACCACAACUACCAUGAAUCCAUGUUUUCAAUGUUCAAAAGAAUUAAUGCCAAAGAGCAUGUUGUAGGGUGGUAUAGUACAGGCCCAAAGCUACGGGAGAAUGAUCUUGAUAUUCACCAAUUAUUCCACAACUAUGUUCCAAAUCCUGUAUUGGUUAUUAUUGAUGUCCAACCAAAGGAGCUGGGAAUACCCACCAAGGCCUACUAUGAUGUUGAAGAGGUUAAAGAGAAUGCUACUCAGAAAAGCCAAAAGGUUUUUGUACAUGUGCCUUCAGAAAUUGCAGCUCAUGAAGUUGAGGAAAUUGGAGUGGAACACUUGCUGAGGGAUGUGAAGGAUACCACCAUCAGUACUCUAGCAACUGAGGUUACUGGAAAACUUACAGCCCUUAAAGGUCUGGAUGCACGACUAAGAGAGAUCCGUGGUUACCUUGAUCUUGUUAUUGAUGAGAAGCUUCCAUUGAAUCACGAGAUACUUUACCAUUUACAGGAUGUGUUCAACCUGCUACCCAACCUCAAUGUUAAUGAAUUAAUUAAGGCCUUUGCAGUAAAAACAAAUGAUAUGAUGUUGGUCAUAUAUCUAUCGUCACUCAUCCGCAGUGUCAUUGCUCUGCACAACUUGAUCAAUAACAAGAUGCUGAACAAAGAACAUGAGAAGGCCGAGGAUGCCAAGCCAGCAGCAGUCCCAGCUGCCAGUGGAAGCUAAAUAACUAGGUUUUUGGGCAUUUUGGUUUCAGCCAUGACAGAACUCAAACGUUUGGAAGGGUUGGAGGAAGGAGAGUGAGGCCAGUUGUAUUAUGAGGCAUUUCAAUUAUGACAAUUUUGUGUUCUUCAUAGUAUGACCAGAGAUCACUGGCCUCGAACCUCAUGCCUUUUCAUGUGAUGUUGGACAUUUUUUUUUGGAUCAUUUUGAUUAGCCAUUUUAGAUUAGAUUCCAGAUACAUUUUGAUAUUUCUGUAAUUUUGGAGGUGUAAACUUCUGUAUCAUCUUUUUUUUUUUUUUUUUAAAUCUUGAAUGUGAGACUUGAUUCAAAAUGAAAUUAAUUGCUGCCAAUAUCCUGCAGCCAGUAGAUGUAGGUGCGGAUUUGAAUUGGGUUUGACUCCGUGUUUGGCUUAAAUAAGCCGAAUUUGAGUUCUGGAAUGAUUAGUCCGUUGAGCUUGUUUGGAAUAGAUAUUGAUGUUGGAACUUGUCUUGUCGGUCA
Molecule: messenger RNA, 1605 nt
Organism: Mangifera indica (mango)
Lineage: Eukaryota; Viridiplantae; Streptophyta; Magnoliopsida; Sapindales; Anacardiaceae
Product: 26S proteasome non-ATPase regulatory subunit 7 homolog A-like
Exons: 10
Coding region: 178-1110 (310 amino acids)
Biological process (GO): proteasome-mediated ubiquitin-dependent protein catabolic process
Cellular component (GO): proteasome complex; proteasome regulatory particle
Molecular function (GO): protein binding; metallopeptidase activity
Source: RefSeq, a predicted model, not a curated record